AUGCGCUUCAGAGAAGAUUUCGACCCCUACAAUGUCAGCAGACUCGGCUGGGAACCUUUCAACGUCGUCAACAAUGCGUAUCCCGGGGUUCCGAAAAAGAAGGUCGAGGCACCUCGGGAGCCAGUGAAGAACUUCAACUUCCAGAUUGACCCUAAGUACCUCGAUCUGCAAAUGUACCAUCAAGGACAGCUGAACUGGCUCAAUGACCAGGCACUGGCCCACGUGAUGAAGGAAGAACAAGCUCGGGAAUUUGUGGACACUUCAUGUGGUGACCUCAAGAGUUCAAUUGAUGAACUAGAAAGGUGGCUGAAAAAAAUCGACCAAGAAGGACUUGGUCUGAGAAAUGAGUGGAAGUCGCGAUUUGAGAAUCAGCAGGAACACAACAACAUCACAGGCCUCGAGAUCCUCAGACUCACGGAUACCAUUGAAAAUGUCAGAAGUCAAAUCGCAAACAAUGAGCCACCUUUAAAGAAGUUCGACGAAUUAUCCGACGCGCGUUGGAAGAAGAUGUUGAGUCAGCAGGAGAAGACGUAUGCGAAGUUGGCGGAAGAGCUGCAGGAGACGGAGUGGCGGUUAGAGCAGGAGGCCAAGGCUUACUUCAAGGUCAACAGAGUCCGCAACGACUACAACCAGGAACUCAAUGUACUGAACCAUUACGAAGCGAAGGAACUGCAUCAAGUCAGUAACGAAAGUAAUAAAAAACAAGAAAGUUGGCGCGAAAAAAGAGCGAAUCCGCCAAAACGACGGGAAAUAUUAGAAGAGUUUGGGCGACCGAGACCAAAACUGUCCGAUGAAUCGGAUUUUGACGCGCGUAGCAUUGCGAGCACGAGAUUUACUAGAUCUAGAGGACGAUUCACAGCUCGUGAUUCAGGCCUCGGCAGCGCGAGUCGUUCGACCACUCGGCGAUACGACAGCGACGGAUAUUCGGAUCGAGGCGACUCCCUUGAGCGAUCGUCAGUAGGAGGAAAUUCAAGCGCCAAUCGGAUAGUCGGGAACCGAGUAGCAAUUGGCCGAAAAGCCGAGGACCCUGUCGAUGCUCUUUUUGCGUCUUCGCAAACUGGACUCCCCGCGGGCUACGGGUAUCCCCAAAAAUCAAGAGGUCCACCAGAAAUGAGGGGUAAAAAAGACAGCUUGGAGGGCAUUUCUAGAGCUAACACGCGUAAAUCAGCCCUGAAAACGGACAGAAGUUCAAUUAGCCGGUUUAGCGAGAGAAAUAAAGUCAGUUUUGCAGACAGCCGAAAAACUUCUCCAGGUUUUGAUGUUCAAAGUAUGAAAUCGAAUCGUCAGUUACCACCCUUGGACCCUCCUACUGGUGGUAGAAAGAGCACCACUAGUUCGAUGAUGGGGGGCGCCAAAACAAACAGGUCUUCUCAACAGGGGGGUAGGUUCCCCCCAAAUAACAAUGGAGUGAGUUUGAACCCAAAUCAACAGAAUGAGAUUAACAAACUGCUUCAGAAGCCGACUAAAUGGCGAGAUCAUUGACAGAAAUGAUGAUGAAUAUGAUAAAUAAAAUAGUAUUUUAUGUUGUAGUAAAGCGGUAGCCCCGUUCGAAAAUUAUAUGGACAUUUUUUGUUUUGUUUUUAAA
Symsagittifera roscoffensis is the source of this 1585-nucleotide messenger RNA. RefSeq lists its product as uncharacterized. The coding region runs from base 1 to 1482 and encodes 493 amino acids. The transcript is spliced from 7 exons. The record is from RefSeq and is a predicted model, not a curated record. Lineage: Eukaryota; Metazoa; Xenacoelomorpha; Acoela; Convolutidae.